AUUGCAGUUGUCGCAGACGCAGUAUCAACUUCAACAUGAAAAGAAAAAGAAGUCAUUGAAAAAUUAGCACACGAAGUAGAAUUACUUAGAUAAGAAGCCAAAGGCAAAGACAGCAACACCAUGGCGCCAUCACGGGGAGUAGUGUGUCUGUUAUCUACGACGUCCUUCUCCGCUCCAUUGGCGCCACCUGCGUCGGAGCGGAAGCUCUAUCAGGAAGCUCUGAAUCGGCAUGACAACGACCAUACAGCAAACACGGGUCCUCCGAAGGUGUUGGGUGCUCGUGGUGCUUCGACGGCGAGAGCACAAAAUGAGAGAUGGCGACCAGAAGAACGCAAAAGAGACCUUGAGCAACGGGUCACGGAAAUAGACCAAAGGCUAGAAGGCGAAAAAGACAAGAUCAAUCAGGACGUAAGGAUUUCAGAAUAGCUUUUAACGACCGUAAUGGUCAUGAUAGUUACAGUUAUGGUCAUCACAAAAACAAUAGGAAACAGAAAAUAUUUGACAAUAAGUUUUUAGGGGCAGUUGUAUCUUUCUCAACUUUUUAUUUUUUUGAAGAAUCCACGUUGACCCGACAAUGCAAAUAUAUCUUGUUGCUCCUUUUGCUUCAUUUGGUGAUCCUUCUGAUGUUCCUGUUUGAGCUUGUUUCACAUGAACGGUAUGUGCUCCUCGUUGUCCACCUUAUUAUCUCGUUAAACCAAUUGUCGAUAUCGGCCAUGUCGUGUCUCUAUUUCCUCCAGUUUGCGAAAUGCGGGGAGGAGCAAGAAGAGAAGGUAAAGCUAUGGCCGUGGGGUACACGCUGGGUGGGACGGAAAAUGGUGCCGAGAAAAACAAUGAGCGAGUGUUACGGCUAGUAGUUUUUUUACCACGUUGUCACGUAACAAGCGCCUACAUCCUAACCUUUCUUAUAGAUCAUCGAGAUGUUGGCUUUUGGGAGGGAGUACUAAUUAUAAAUUGUUAGUACUACAAAUACGACUUCUAGGUUGUUUGUAGUAGUUUUUGCUCCUUCGUGGUGUUGUUUCAUUUCUAAUAUUCUGCCCGCUAUCGCAAGCCGUCGAUUUAUGACCGCAUGAACAACGCCCGCAAAGGCUCCGGGCAAAGCAUUUCGACAGGUGCGGUGGAUACGCGGAACAGAAUCAUGAAUGCGGCAUACGAUGUGCGAGACAAGGCUCAAGCCAUAUGGACCAAUGCGAAGACCAUGGCACGAAGGACGAAAGAGCGCUUCAACAAGGGGUUUGACGACUGGCAACGUCGACAGCGGGAACAGGAACAGCAUGGUCGAUACGCCGCGCGCGCCAGGUUAGGCGGCGACGACUACGCGGUGAACCAGCGGAACAAGGCAGCAAUCAAGUCGUUGCGUCAUCGUGACGCCACGGGGAAAAUAGAAUCUCUGGACACAGAUAGCGUCGCGCACCUCAUUAUGUCGCCACAUACGUCCCACAGCGACCAUUUCCUCGUGUACGAUCGAAUUCCGGGCGAUAAUGUCUACGGCGAUAUGCACGCUGUGCACCACAUGCAACAGCAUUUCAGUGAGUGGGCGGACUUUAUUUGAUUGGUUGCAAACAACGUUGAGUUUGAGUUUCUAGAACGAAAAAACAAAAAGAUACACAGGGAGUAUGUCACAAACGGCUUGUAGAAGUCAUUUUGCACCAUGCAAGUAGAAGAAGGAGAAGCUACUAACUAUAUUUAUUAAUUUGAUGUCUACAUGCAAGUACUAGUGAUUUCAACAUGCAAGUGGAAGUUGUGAAAACUAGGUAUUACGUAGUACGAGAUCUUAGGCUUACAUAGACAUACUACGCAAUAAAAAGCCCGUUCGAGGUUUACCAGAGAGGUAUCUGAGCUACAGUGCCUGCAGUCGCAUGAUGUUGAUGAAACGAUUGUUCAUAUUCUCGCCACAAUGCAUUUUUUUAAUAGCUACUGUCCACAGUGAAGUGCACAUGCACUUUAUCAAAAUGGAGUAGUACAGGCAUGCUGGACUAGCACAAACUUGAGCAGAAGAAACAACCCGAUGAAGAGGAACAUGAUAGUAGAUAUAUCUCGUUGGGAAACUGAGUGCAAGAGCGAGAUAGCAUUUUUAUAGAGACGUCAAAUAUACAAUGUUGGGUUUACCAUGUUGACCCUUGGUGUUUCGGUCUUGAUUACAUGCGACGGAGUUGAAGAUUAUAGAGAGCAAACAUUUUUAAAAUCGAAAUACACUGAAUGAGGUAAGCAAGUAGGAGAAAUGAAAAACUCCGCUAAAAGAUAUAUUUGCGCGCAAAUACACAAGUCGUACUUGGCAGUCAACCACGACAGUACC
Amoebophrya sp. A25 is the source of this 2293-nucleotide messenger RNA. The record is from the annotation of a GenBank genome assembly. NCBI's taxonomy places the organism in Eukaryota, Dinophyceae, Syndiniales, Amoebophryaceae.